Molecule: messenger RNA, 1584 nt
Organism: Penicillium brevicompactum
Lineage: Eukaryota; Fungi; Ascomycota; Eurotiomycetes; Eurotiales; Aspergillaceae
Product: phosphatase PAP2 family protein
Exons: 4
Coding region: 1-1584 (527 amino acids)
Cellular component (GO): endoplasmic reticulum membrane
Molecular function (GO): sphingosine-1-phosphate phosphatase activity
Source: RefSeq, a predicted model, not a curated record
AUGGGCAAGAGCAAAGCAGAUCAGCCCGAGCCCGAUGCUGGGCUGAAGAGCCUGAACCAUUAUUCGAACCGUUUGCCUCUUUGGCGGUAUUGGCCCCGGCAACAGCUUAUCCCGUUGAUUCGAUAUGAAACCCCAUACUUAGCUUGGGUGCAGGAGAAAGUGCGCACGCCAACGCUUGACUCAUAUUUCGCCUUCACGGCCAACCUCGGCACCCACACGUUCUUCAUGGUCUUCUUGCCGUUCCUGUUCUGGUGUGGUUCGCCCAGCAUGGGGCGCGGAUUGGUUCACAUUUUGGCAUCGGGCGUCUUUUGGAGUGGUUUCUUGAAGGAUCUGCUGUGUCUCCCACGGCCGCUUUCUCCGCCGCUUCAGCGCAUCACCAUGUCCGGGUCUGCGGCGCUCGAAUACGGGUUCCCCUCGACGCACUCCACGAAUGCGGUCUCCGUCGCGGUAUAUGCACUCGGUCUGCUCAGCUCCCCGGAAUCGACUCUCAGUGCACAGGUUACGCUCCUUCUACAGGCCGUCACCUAUAUAUACGUGGUUUCCAUCGUUCUGGGUCGACUGUAUUGUGGAAUGCAUGGAAUGUUGGAUUGUACCGUGGGAUGUGCGAUGGGUGCCGCAAUUGGUCUCGUGCAAUUCCAUUAUGGACCUGCGUUUGAAGACUUUAUAGUCUCUGCGUCAGUGAAAGACAUCUCUUUGCUUGCGAUAUUAAUCAUAUCCCUUGUCCGCGUUCACCCAGAGCCGGCCGAUGACUGCCCCUGCUUUGACGAUAGCGUUGCAUUUGCCGGAGUCAUGCUGGGCGUUGACGUCUCGUCUUGGCAUUUCGCUGAAAUCUGGGAUGGCUACCCACCUGGCUCCAUUCCCUAUGAUCUGGAGUCCAUCGGCUGGAUCAAAACUGCCAUACGCCUUGUGCUGGGUGUUUUGUGUAUCUUCGCCUGGAGAACGGUGACAAAACCCGCUCUGCUGCGCAUCCUCCCACCCAUCUUCCGAACAUUGGAGAAGCUAGGCCUUCUCUUGCCCCGUCGAUUUUUCACUACGGCUUCGGAAUACACUACCGUUCCAACUAAUCUGAAGGACCACGAUGUCCUUCCCAACAUCUCCGACAUCCCCAAUCUCAUGGCCACAAUGCGCCACCCUCGCCGCCGAGCCAUUUCCGUCGGCCCACAGUCCGAAGCCGAUGCGUAUGAGACGCUGGCUUACCGUGAAAAGCGCCGCCGCGAGAGUCAAUCCGGGGGUAAUCGCGCUUCCCCGGUUGCAGAGGGCGAGAACAAGCCCAACGGGACGCCUGUCCUAUCCCGAAAGAACACGACCCUCGAUGAUUACGAAGGAAUGAUGGGAAGAGGUAGCCCUAGUUCCUCUGCGGUUGAUGUGAGCCCCAAAGAGCAUUUGACCCCGUUCCCUUCACUUGACUUUGAAGCUGGCAAGCGGGAUGAAAAAGAGGUCUUCUCGCAGAUCAAGAAACCUCGCGUACGUUACGAUGUGGAAGUUGUCACUAAGCUGAUUGUCUAUGCGGGCAUUCCAUGGGUCGUUGUCGAAGUCGCCCCCCUAUUGUUCCAUCUCAUUGGCCUCGGAGUUCCUGGAGUUUGA